This is a messenger RNA of Cyprinodon variegatus (sheepshead minnow), 3076 nucleotides long. RefSeq names its product solute carrier family 16 member 9 (gene slc16a9a). Bases 311 to 1810 code for a protein of 499 amino acids. The record is from RefSeq and is a predicted model, not a curated record. Gene Ontology annotation, molecular function: monocarboxylic acid transmembrane transporter activity. The transcript has 6 exons. Gene Ontology annotation, biological process: monocarboxylic acid transport; transmembrane transport. NCBI's taxonomy places the organism in Eukaryota, Metazoa, Chordata, Actinopteri, Cyprinodontiformes, Cyprinodontidae.
CUACAAAGCAGCAGAAAAAGAAAAAGCCAGCGCACAAUAAGCGCUGUUGCUGCAGAGCGGUUCCCCCCUUCACACGCAUUUCUCACAGAGCUCAUCAUAAAACCAAAACAUCGGUCCGCGAUGCUCUUUUUGGGGUUGAUAUUUUGUAAAUAUUAUGUCUAAGAGAGAUUUUUUGGGGGGCUUUCUGUGCGUGAAAAGUUCCCGCAGAGCGCGCAGCUCCGCAGCCGCUGUCUGCUGCUGUAGAUGCUGAGGAACUUCUCCUCAAUAAAAGCUGUAACAGAUCCCCUCGGGCCCCAGUAACAUCGGCAUCAUGACUUCAUCCACCAAAACCUUGGAUGGAGGCUGGGGAUGGGCAAUUGUUGCUGCGUCUUUCAUGGCCCAGCUUCUGUCCUUUGGAUCCCCCCAGUCCGUGGGGGUCCUGUACCCCGAGUGGUUGCACACCUACCAGGAGAGCAAGGCCAUGACCGCCUGGGUGGGCUCUCUGGUGGGAGGAGUGGGAUUAAUUGCCAGUCCCAUCUGCAGUGCCUGCGUAGACAACUUUGGAGCACGCCCUGUCACCAUCUUCAGUGGUGUGAUGGUGGCAGGUGGCCUGAUGCUCAGUGCAUUUGCUCCAAACGUCCAGUUCCUCAUAUUUUCCUAUGGAAUUGUUGUUGGCCUGGGUUGUGGUCUUGUCUACGCAGCCACCUUGACAAUCACCUGUCAGUAUUUUGACAAGAGACGCGGCCUCGCCCUUGGCAUCGUCACCACAGGCACAAGUGUAGGCGCCUUCAUCUAUGCCACCGCUCAGAACGAGCUGAUUGUCCUCUACGGCCUGGAUGGCUGCCUGCUAAUCAUCGGAGCCAUAGCACUGAAUCUCAUGGCAUGCUCUGGUUUCAUGAGGCCCCUCAACAUGCCUGGGUACUACAUCAAACAAAAGGCAGCCCUCGAGCGAAACACGGAGGAGCAGCUCUUCGUGAAGCCACCUUUUGAUGACCUCAAGAUUGCAGUGGGUUCAGCAACGACCGCUCCAGAGAAACCUCUCACAGUGAAGGAGUUGCUCAUCACCAUUGAGUCCAAGGACUUGACGAUUCAAACAGAGAAAAAAGAGGGUCCCUUAGCUGGAUUAGCCAUCAUGAAAGCAAUCAAGAAAAAACACAAGGCUUACUGCAAGUACAUGCAGUCUUUGUACGAGAUCUUGCAGGACCAAGAAAUGGUGGCCUUCUGCAUUGCCAUCUUCUUGUUCAGCUUGGGGGCAUUCCCACCUGUCCUCUUUAUUGAGGAUGUGGCACAGAGUGAAGGACUCAUUGAAGAAGUUAGCAUCAUUCCUCUUGUAUCAAUAGGGGCUAUCAGCACCUGCAUAGGCAAACUAGCACUGGGCAUUAUAGUGGACUUCAAAUGGAUCAACGGUGUCUACCUAUAUGCCUUCACAAUGUUUGCAGGAGGUUUGGCACUGCUCCUUAUCCCCAUCACCAAAAGUUAUAUUGGACUGCAGAUCCUUACUGCCAUUCUUGGUUUCUUCUCUGGAAACUGGUCGCUCACUUCUUACAUUACCACUAAAAUCGUUGGCUUAGAUAGACUGACACAAGCUCACGGCAUCCUAAUGUUCUUCGGGGGAUUCGGAAUCAUGCUUGGGCCCCCUGUUGUUGGGUGGUUUUUCGACUGGACGCAGUCUUACGACUUGGCGUUCUACUUUAGUGGGAGCUGCGUGCUGUUGGGAGCAUUUAUCCUCUUUCUACUCAGCCUUCCCUGCUGGAACAGGAAGUCCUCUGAGAAUAACAAACCCGAAGUCCAAUACACCUGCACCUGUGAAAAAGUUGCCUCAGUUGCCUGAAUUUAAGCACCUUUCACAAAGAUCCCGGCACUUGCUGCUCACAGACUGUUUUUUUGGACUAUGCUCAAACAAACUCUUAGAGAUUUUUUUUCUCUAAAUAUGCUGGGAGUCUUCUGUAUUUCUGCUGCCAGAUUUCAAUAUACCAGGUUCUCAGGUUCAACCCACUUACAGCAGAUAUUUUUGAAGUGUUGACUCUAAAUCCUUUUAUGAAUAUUUUUCUUAUUAUUACCUCAUUUUACGAGGUUGGUAGAACAAUGUUGGUAAAAAAAACUCCAAAAUGUCUUUUUUUAUUGUAGACUAUUUUUUCCUUUGGGUCUUAAAAACAUAAAAUUAUGCCACCAAUGAACAUUCUGUAAAACAGAGUGUAACACAGUAAAAUGUGAUGUUGAAACGCACACAUAAUCACCCAUUUUAAGGUAGACAAUAGUUAAUUAUGUGUUGGUUGUAAGCUUUUUUUUUUGAUACUCAUAAAGGGUAAGUCUGAUAUUGUAUUUUGGUCUCAGUAAGUGAUCACUCCACUCUGUAUGUUACCAAAGCAUCUAGGAUAACCAAUGCCUGUUAUCAAAUAAUGCCUGUUAAAUCAACGUACAUGCCUUGCUUUCUUCUUAUGUUUUCAUAUGUAAUUGCAUUUUGUUUUAUGUUUUACAAUAACAUAAGCUGAACAUACCUCUUUCUUUGACCAGACAGAUACUUGUAAAAACAUGUAGACAAAUUGGCAAAUCUUGCUGUUUGUGUGACAUUUUUGCAGCAUGUUGAUUCUCUGUGCUGCAAGGGUUUUUCAUGAGACCUCACAAAGUUUCAUUUCGGCCCUCCUGGUCCUUGUCCAUCACUUUCUGUGCAUCUAUGUUUUUUUUGUGUGUGUUUGCGUCCCUGCACCCAGUCGUUCGCUUCUGAGUCAUGUCCUUAUAUUACCCGUAGUUUGUUAAGCUCUAUGUGCUAGUGACUUUUAUAUGCACAAAACUGGUUAUAGAGCUGUUAAACAAUGUUAUAAAGGUUGUUAUUGAGUUGAAGUGUAACAGGCUUUUGAAACUGUAUAUGCUGUUGAGUAAAACCACUACAGAUGUUUUUGGUAGCUCCAGUGUAAAGAGUGAGCGUGAAUCUGGGACUUAAUUGUUCAUCAUUGUUUUGUUCUGGUAGGGUGCAGCAGAUGAAGUACUGUAGCCAUUCAGCUGUAUGUCAUAGCUUUUCAUUUUUUUAUUUCAUCAUUGUAAUAUUUAUGUGAGCCUUAUAGUUUUCUUGUUUUAUUUAAAAUGUGCCAAUAAAGCU